CGCCUUUGGCUUCUCCUCUCGCGUUUCCGCCGGUCCGCUUACCCGCUGGCCGCCCCCUGACAAGCGGGAGGGUUGCGGUGUGGACCCGGAGAAGCCGAGGCGACAGGCUGCCACCCCCUCUCCCCACUUGCCUGCACUCGGCCUCUCACGGGAAAGAGAUGCUGGUCGCAAGUUUUGGAAAACCGUAUUUUUUAUGGAACAGUGUUCUGUAAAAGUCUUGUAAGAUUCCUUGGCAAUAACACACUUGUGAUGGACUCUAGGAAUACUGCUAUGUUAGGAUUGGGUUCUGAUUCCGAAGGAUUUUCAAGAAAGAGUCCUUCUACCAUCAAUACUGGCACUCUGGCCAGCAAGAGAGAAAUAGAAAUAGAGAGUAACACGAAAGAAGAAGAGGAUCCGCGCAAGCGGAAUCGAGAAAGGAACAGUGAAGUAGGGAAAGAUGAUGGUUUGACUGAUGCACAGCAACAGUUUUCAGUGAAAGAAACAAAUUUCUCAGAGGGAAACUUAAAAUUGAAAAUUGGCCUUCAGGCUAAGAGAACUAAAAAGCCUCCAAAGAGCUUGGAGAACUAUGUGUGUCGACCUGCCAUAAAAACAACCAUCAAGCACUCAAGGAAAGCACUUAAAAGUGGGAAGAUGACAGACGAGAAGAAUGCACACUGCCCUUCAAAGUGGGACCCUUCAAAACUGUUUAAGAAAGCAGGUGAUGCUACAGCCAUGGAAUGCCAAUCUGAAGAAAGCAUUCAUCUUCAUUCACAGGGAGAAAAUAAUCCUUUGUCUAAGAAGCUUUCUCCAAUACAUUCACAAAUGGCAGAUUACAUUAAUGCAGCACCAUCUCUUGUUGGCAGUCGAGACCCUGAUAUAAAGGACAGAGCAUUACUUAAUGGAGGAACUAGUGUAACAGAAAAGUUGGCACAGCUCAUUGCUACCUGUCCUCCUUCCAAGUCUUCCAAGACAAAACCGAAGAAGUUAGGAACUGGCACUACAGUCGGAUUGGUUAGCAAGGACUUAAUCAGGAAACCAGGUGUUGGCUCUAUAGCUGGAAUAAUUCAUAAGGACUUAAUUAAAAAGCCAGCUCUUAGCACAGCAGUUGGGUUGGUAACUAAAGAUCCAGGGAAAAAGCCUAUGUUCAAUGCAGCAGUAGGACUGAUUAGUAAGGACUCUAUGAAAAAAUUGGGAACUGGCACUACAACGGUAUUCAUUAAUAAAGAUUUAGGCAAAAAGCCAGGGACUAUCACUACAGUAGGACUGCUGAGCAAAGAUUCAGGAAAGAAGCUAGGAAUUGGUAUUGUUCCAGGUUUAGUGAAUAAAGAGUCUGGCAAGAAAUUAGGACUUGGCACCGUAGUUGGACUGGUUAAUAAAGAGUUGGGCAAGAAAUUGAGUUCUACAGUUGGCCUAGUGGCCAAGGAUGUUACGAAGAAGAUUGUAACAAGUUCAGCAAUGGGACUGGUUAAUAAGGACGCUGGAAAGAAAUUAGUGAGUUGUCCUAUAGCAGGACUGGGCAGUAAAGAUGCCUUAAACCUUAAAUCUGAAGCACUGCUCCCCACUCAGGAACAACUUAAGGCUUCUUGUAGCACAAACAUCAAUAACCAUGAAAGUCAAGAACUUACUGAGUCCCUGAAAGACAGUGCUACCAGCAAAGCUUUUGAGAAGAAUGCUCUGCGGCAUAGUAAAGAAGGCAUGCUGGAGAAGUUUUCAGUCCGAAAAGAAAUUACUAAUUUGGAGAAGGAAAUGUAUAAUGAAGGAACAUGCAUUCAGCAAGACAAUUUCUCAUCCAAUGAUAGGGGAGCCUUUGAGACCUCAAAGCAUGAAAAACAACCUCCUGUAUAUUGCACUUCUCCAGACUUUCAAAUGGGAGGUGCCUCUGAUGCGUCCAUAGCUAAGUCUCCCUUCGGUGCAGUAGGAGAAAGCAAUCUUCCUUCCCCAUCACCGACUGUAUCUAUUAAUCCUUUAAGCAGAAGUCCCCCCGAAACUUCUUCACAGUUGGCUCCAAACCCAUUACUUUUAAAUUCUACAGUAGAACAAAUGGAAGACAUUUCUGAAUCUAUUGGAAAGAACCAAUUUUCAGCAGAAAGUACUCACUUGAAUGUUGGUCAUAGGUCAUUAAGUCAUAGCAUAAGUAUUGAAUGUAAAGGAAUUGAUAAAGAAAUCAAUGAAUCAAAAAAUGCACAUCUAGAUAUUGCUAGAAUAAGUUCUUCCUUGGGAAAAAAGCCAAGUUUGGCUUCUGACUCUGCUAUUCAUACGAUUACUCCUUCAGUUGUUAAUUUUACUAGUUUAUUUAGUAACAAACCUUUUUUAAAACUUGGUGCAGUAACUGCAUCAGACAAACACUGCCAGGUUGCUGACAGCCUAAGCACUAGUUUCCAGUCAAAGCCAUUAAAAAAAAGAAAAGGAAGAAAACCUCGGUGGACUAAAGUGGUGGCAAGAAGCACAUGCCGGUCUCCAAAAGGACUAGAAUUAGAAAGAUCUGAGCUUUUUAAAAACGUCUCAUGUAGCUCACUAUCAAAUAGUUCUGAGCCAGCUAAGUUUAUGAGAAAUAUCGGAGCAUCAUCUUUUGUCGAUCAUGACUUCCUUAAACGCCGGUUGCCAAAGUUGAGUAAGUCUACAGCUCCAUCUCUCGCUCUCCUAACUGACAGUGAAAAACCAUCUCAUAAAUCCUUUAUUGCCCACAAACUAUCCUCCAGUAUGUGUGUCACUAGUGAUCUUUUGUCUGAUAUUUAUAAGCCCAAAAGAGGAAGACCUAAAUCCAAGGAAAUGCCUCAGCUAGAAGGUCCACCUAAAAGGACUUUAAAAAUACCUGCCUCUAAAGUUUUUUCUUUACAAUCUAAAGAAGAACAAGAACCCCCAAUUUUACAGCCAGAAAUUGAAAUUCCUUCUUUCAAACAAAGUUUGUCUGUAUCUCCUUUUCCAAAAAAGAGAGGCAGGCCUAAGAGGCAGAUGCGAUCUCCAGUGACGACGAAGCCACCUGUGCUGUCAGUGGCUCCGUUUGUUGCCACUGAAAGUCCAAGUAAGCUAGAGUCUGAAAGUGAGAACCAUAGAAGUAGCAGCGAUUUCUUUGAGAGUGAGGAUCAGCUUCAGGAUACAGAUGACUUAGAUGAUAGUCAUAGGCAAAGUGUCUGUAGUAUGAGUGACCUUGAGAUGGAACCAGAAAAAAAAAUUAGCAAGCGAAACAAUGGACAAUUAAUGAAAACCAUUAUCCGAAAAAUAAAUAAAAUGAAGACUUUAAAGAGAAAAAAACUGUUGAAUCAGAUUCUUUCAAGUUCUGUAGAAUCAAGUAAUAAAGGAAAAGUACAAUCUAAACUUCAUAAUACAGUAUCAAGUCUUGCUGCCACAUUUGGCUCUAAAUUGGGCCAACAAAUAAAUGUGAGCAAGAAAGGAACCAUUUAUAUAGGGAAGAGAAGGGGCCGAAAACCAAAAACUGUCUUAAAUGGCCUUCUUUCUGGUAGUCCUGCCAGCCUUGCUGUGCUUGAACAAACAGCUCAGCAGGCAGCUGGGUCAGCAUUAGGACAGAUCCUUCCCCCUUUACUGCCUUCACCUGCUAGUAGCUCUGAGAUCCUUCCAUCACCUAUUUGCUCUCAGUCUUCUGGGACAAGUGGAGGUCAGAGCCCUGUUAGUAGUGAUGCAGGCUUUGUUGAACCUAGUUCAGUGCCAUAUUUGCAUAUGCACUCCAGGCAGGGCAGUAUGAUUCAGACUCUUGCAAUGAAGAAAGCUUCCAAGGGGAGGAGGCGAUUAUCUCCUCCUACUUUAUUGCCAAAUUCUCCUUCUCAUUUGAGUGAACUCACAUCCUUGAAAGAAGCUACUCCUUCCCCAAUUAGUGAGUCUCAUAGUGAUGAGACCAUUCCCAGUGAUAGUGGCAUUGGGACAGAUAAUAACAGCACAUCAGACAGGGCAGAGAAGUUUUGUGGACAGAAAAAGAGGAGACAUUCUUUUGAACACAUUUCUCUGAUUCCCCCUGAAACCUCUACUGUCCUAAACAGUCUUAAAGAAAAACAUAAACACAAAUGUAAGCGCAGGAGUCACGAUUACCUCAGCUAUGACAAGAUGAAAAGACAGAAACGAAAACGGAAAAAGAAAUAUCCCCAGCUCCGAAAUAGGCAGGAUCCAGACUUCAUCGCAGAGCUAGAGGAGCUAAUAAGUCGUCUAAGUGAAAUUCGGAUCACCCAUCGAAGUCAUCAUUUUAUUCCCCGAGACCUCCUGCCAACUAUUUUUCGAAUCAACUUUAAUAGUUUCUAUACACAUCCUUCUUUUCCCUUAGACCCUUUGCACUACAUUCGGAAGCCUGAUUUAAAAAAGAAAAGAGGGAGGCCACCUAAAAUGAGGGAGGCAAUGGCGGAAAUGCCUUUUAUGCACAGCCUUAGUUUUCCUUUAUCUAGUACUGGAUUUUAUCCUUCUUAUGGCAUGCCUUAUUCUCCUUCACCCCUUACAGCUGCUCCAAUAGGGUUAGGUUAUUAUGGAAGGUAUCCCCCCACUAUUUAUCCACCACCUCCAUCUCCUUCAUUCACCACUCCACUGCCACCUCCCUCCUAUAUGCAUGCUGGUCAUUUAUUGCUCAAUCCUACCAAAUAUCAUAAGAAAAAGCAUAAGCUCCUUAGACAGGAGGCUUUUCUUACAACCAGCAGGACUCCUCUCCUUUCCAUGAGCACCUACCCCAGCGUACCUCCCGAGAUGGCUUAUGGUUGGAUGGUGGAGCACAAACACAGACACCGUCACAAACACAGAGAACACCGUUCUGAACAACCCCAGGUCUCCAUGGACACUGGCUCUUCAAGAUCAGUCUUGGAAUCUUUGAAACGUUACCGAUUUGGAAAGGAUACUGUUGGAGAUCGAUAUAAGCAUAAAGAAAAGCACAGGUGUCACAUGUCCUGCCCGCAUCUGUCUCCUUCAAAGAGCUUAAUAAACAGAGAAGAACAAUGGGUUUCUCGAGAGCCUUCGGAAUCAAGUUCUUUAGCCUUGGGAUUGCAAACACCUUUACAAAUUGACUGCUCGGAAAGUUCCCCAAGUUUGUCCCUUGGAGGAUUUACUCCCAAUUCUGAGCCAGCCAGCAGUGAUGAACACAUGAACCUUUUUACAAGUGCAAUAGGCAGCUGCAGAGUUUCAAACCCUAACUCCAGUUGCCGGAAGAAAUUAACUGACAGCCCUGGACUCUUUCCUGUACAAGAUACUGUACUAAAUCGGCCUCAUAGAAAGGAACCCCUGCCUUCCAGUGAAAGGGCAAUACAGACAUUGGCAGGUUCCCAGUCAACUUCAGAUAAACCUCAGCGCUCAUCAGAAAGCACAAAUUGUAGCCCUACCCAUAAAAGGUCUUCAUCUGAGAGUACUUCAACAGUGAAUGGAAUUCCCUCCAGAAGUCCCAGAUUGGUUGCUUCUAUUGCUUCUAUGGAUGAUUCUGUAGACAGUCUGUUGCAUCGGAUAGUACAACAUGAUGAGCAAGAGUCCGUGGAGAAAAAUACCGAUGCCUCAAUUACAACUGUGUCUGUACCACCUUCCUCCAGUCCAGGUCAUAACUACAGCAAAGAGCGAGCCCUAGGUAAAUCAGACAGUCUUCUAGUGCCUGCCGUCCCAAGUGACUCUGGUAAUAACAAUAUCCCACUCCUUUCUGAAAAGUUAGCAAGUAGAUGUUCCCCCCAUCACAUCAAGAGAAGUGUAGUUGAAGCUAUGCAGCGCCAAGCUCGGAAAAUGUGCAAUUAUGACAAAAUCUUGGCCACCAAGAAAAAUCUGGACCAUGUCAAUAAAAUUUUAAAAGCCAAAAAACUUCAAAGGCAAGCCAGGACAGGGAACAAUUUUGUGAAACGUAGACCGGGUCGACCUCGGAAAUGUCCCCUACAAGCUGUGGUAUCAAUGCAAGCAUUCCAGGCUGCCCAGCUUGUCAACCCAGAACUGAAGGAAGGCGAAGGGGUGGCGCUGCACCUAAGUCCAGACACAGUCACUGAUGUGAUUGAGGCUGUGGUUCAGAGUGUGAGCCUUACUUCAGAGCACAAGAAGGGGUUGAAGAGGAAAAGUUGGCUGUUAGAAGAACAGACUAGGAAAAAACAGAAGACAGUACCAGAGGAAGAAGAACAAGAAAACAAUAAAAGCUUUGUAGAAGCACCAGUUGAUAUCCCCAGUCCUCUUGAAACCCCCGCUGAACCUUCUGAACCUAAAACUACCUUGCAACCUGUGCUGGCUCUCAUCCCACGGGAAAAGAAAGCCCCACGUCCUCCAAAGAAGAAGUACCAGAGAGCUGGGUUAUAUUCUGAUGUUUACAAAACUACGGACCCAAAGAGCCGAUUAAUCCAAUUAAAGAAAGAGAAGUUGGAAUAUACUCCAGGAGAGCAUGAAUAUGGAUUAUUCCCAGCACCAAUUCAUGUUGGAAAAUACCUAAGACAGAAGAGAAUUGAUUUCCAGCUUCCCUAUGACAUCCUCUGGCAGUGGAAACACAACCAGCUAUACAAAAAGCCAGAUGUCCCCCUGUAUAAAAAAAUUCGUUCAAAUGUCUACGUUGAUGUCAAACCACUUUCUGGUUAUGAGGCUACCACCUGUAAUUGUAAGAAGCCAGAUGAUGACACCAGGAAGGGCUGUGGGGAUGACUGCCUCAAUAGAAUGAUCUUUGCCGAGUGCUCACCUAACACUUGCCCCUGCGGUGAGCAGUGCUGUAACCAGAGGAUACAGAGGCAUGAGUGGGUGCAGUGUCUGGAACGGUUUCGAGCAGAGGAAAAAGGUUGGGGAAUUAGAACCAAAGAACCCCUGAAAGCUGGCCAGUUCAUCAUAGAAUACCUCGGGGAAGUUGUCAGCGAACAAGAAUUCAGGAACAGGAUGAUUGAACAGUAUCAUAAUCAUAGUGACCACUACUGUUUAAACCUGGAUAGUGGGAUGGUGAUUGACAGUUAUCGAAUGGGAAAUGAGGCCAGAUUCAUCAACCACAGCUGUGACCCAAAUUGUGAAAUGCAGAAAUGGUCUGUUAAUGGAGUGUACCGUAUUGGACUGUAUGCGCUUAAGGAUGUGCUAGCUGGGACCGAGCUCACCUAUGAUUAUAACUUUCAUUCCUUCAAUGUAGAAAAACAGCAACUUUGUAAAUGUGGUUUUGAGAAGUGUCGAGGAAUCAUCGGAGGCAAAAGCCAAAGGAUGAAUGGACUCACUAGCCAUAAAAACAGCCAACCUAUGAGCACACAUAAGAAGUCUGGCCGGUCGAAAGAGAAGAGGAAGUCUAAGCACAAGCUGAAGAAAAGGAGAGGCCAUCCCUCUGAAGAGCCCAGUGAAAACAUCAAUACCCCAACAAGAUUGACUCCACAAUUACAGAUGAAACCAAUGUCCAAUAGAGAAAGAAACUUUGUAUUAAAGCAUCAUGUGUUCUUGGUCCGAAACUGGGAAAAGAUUCAUCAGAAACAGGAGGAAGUAAAGCACACUCGUGAUAUUCACUCAGCUUCGCUGUACACCCGUUGGAAUGGCAUCUGCAGAGAUGAUGGGAAUAUUAAGUCUGAUGUCUUCAUGACCCAGUUCUCUGCCCUGCAGACAGCUAGAUCUGUAAGAACAAGACGCUUGGCAGCUGCGGAGGAAAACCUGGAAGUGGCUCGGGCAGCUCGCCUAGCACAGAUCUUCAAAGAGAUCUGUGAUGGUAUCAUCUCUUACAAAGAUUCUUCCCAACAAGCCCUUGCAGCUCCACUUUUGAAUCUCCCCCCAAAGAAAAAGAACGCUGACUAUUAUGAGAAGAUCUCUGACCCCCUGGAUCUCAAUACCAUAGAAAAACGGAUCCUCAUUGGGUAUUACAAAACAGUGGAAGCAUUUGAUGCUGACAUGCUCAAGGUCUUUCGAAACGCUGAGAAGUACUAUGGGCGUAAAUCCCCAAUUGGGAGGGAUGUUUGCCGCUUACGGAAGGCCUAUUACAAUGCCCGGCAUGAGGCAUCAGCUCAAAUUGAUGAGAUUGUAGGAGAAACAGCAAGUGAGGCAGACAGCAGUGAGACCUCAGUCUCUGAAAAAGAUAAUGGGCAUGAAAAGGAUGAUGAUGUCAUCCGAUGUAUCUGUGGCCUCUAUAAGGAUGAAGGCCUCAUGAUCCAGUGUGACAAGUGCAUGGUAUGGCAGCACUGUGACUGUAUGGGUGUGAACACAGACGUGGAGCACUACCUGUGUGAGCAGUGUGACCCUCGACCUGUGGACAGGGAGGUACCCAUGAUCCCUCGGCCCCACUAUGCCCAACCUGGCUGUGUCUACUUCAUCUGUUUACUCCGAGAUGAUUUGCUGCUUCGUCAGGGUGAUUGUGUGUACCUGAUGAGGGACAGUCGGCGCACACCUGAUGGCCAUCCAGUCCGACAGUCCUACAGACUGUUAUCACACAUUAACCGAGAUAAACUUGACAUCUUUAGAAUCGAAAAGCUUUGGAAGAAUGAAAAAGAGGAACGGUUUGCCUUUGGUCACCAUUAUUUCCGCCCCCAUGAAACCCACCACUCUCCAUCCCGUCGGUUCUAUCACAAUGAGCUAUUUCGGGUGCCACUCUAUGAGAUCAUUCCCUUGGAGGCUGUAGUUGGGACCUGCUGUGUGUUGGACCUUUAUACAUAUUGUAAAGGAAGACCCAAAGGAGUAAAGGAACAAGAUGUAUACAUCUGUGAUUAUCGGCUUGACAAGUCAGCACACCUAUUUUACAAGAUCCAUCGGAAUCGAUAUCCUGUCUGCACCAAACCCUAUGCCUUUGAUCAUUUCCCCAAGAAGCUCACUCCCAAAAGAGAUUUCUCAGUUCUCACUGUACCUGGAACUAAUAACCAGCAAACUCCAGUAAUCCUACUGUCUUUGCCCCAACACCCAGCACUGGACCACAACCUGCUUCUUUAUGUGAGUACUGAGGAUUUGAACUCAGCUCCUCAUGCUUGUAUGCCUCAUUAUGUCCCUGACAACUACAAGAGGAACGGAGGGCGAUCAUCCUGGAAGUCUGAACGCUCAAAGCCACCCCUGAAAGACCUAGGGCAAGAGGAUGAUGCUUUGCCCUUGAUUGAAGAGGUACUGGCCAGUCAGGAGCAAGCAGCCAGUGGGGUGCCCAGCCCUGAGGAGCCGGAACAGGAAAGAGUCACUGCCGACACCAGUGACAGUGGAAAGAAACCAGAGGAAAGUACUCCAGAGCCCCAGUUAGCCAGCACACCUGAGGAGCGGAAGCACAGCCAGCGGGAACGGCUCAACCAGAUCUUGCUCAAUCUCCUUGAGAAAAUCCCUGGGAAAAAUGCCAUCGAUGUGACCUACCUUCUGGAGGAAGGGUCCGGCAGGAAACUGCGAAGGCGCACUUUGUUUAUACCAGAAAACAGCUUUCGGAAAUGACUCUCAAAGGAAUGAGAACUUGGAGCAUCUGGGAUCCAAUGAAGCCAACAAGUCCCGUCUCUUGCUCUCUAAGUGUGAACAGGGGCGGCAAAAUUCCGUCCAGGCAAGGGGAGAGCAAUCAUGUCUUUGACAUUAGGUACUUACAAACCUUCGAGCUAGUGGAGAGGGAGAGGAAGUAGGCUUGUCUGAGGCAAUUGAGUUUACUUCUCCUCUUGAUGGCUUUACCUCACGGUUACUGUAGAGAGGAGUCCCACACUGGGAGUAGCCAGAAGCUGAUGGGACUUUACAGCACUUGAUACUCCUCGGUUUGGGUUUUUCCAGGCUGCCCUCUGACCCUGCAGGCACUAAGAAUGCUGCUUCCUCUGACCAGGUAUAAAUUCAGACUCAAAAGGGAGGGCCUGGAUCCCAGCCCUACCCCAUUUAUUCUCUUAGCUCUAAGAGCUGUAUCAGAGACCUGAAACAGAUACUGUAGUGGGCCUCUCCUAUGUUCCUUGAUCAGGAAAGUUCUCUCUUCCUUCUUACCCAGCCAGGUCAAAGUAGUAGAACAUGAAUUGAUUGCUCGAAGCACUUAGAACUAACUGCUGCCACUCUCCAUACCUCUACUCCCCAAAAUAGAGUCAAUAGAACCCUGGGGUAGCAGAGGCCCCAUGGGGUCAGAAGGGCAGGGUUUGUAAUUAUUUUUGUUUUACCCCUCAUAACCUGCCCAAAGUAUUUUUUUCUGAGAAAGCCAAGCCCCCGCCAGCACACAUGCUGCUUCUCUUCCUGUGUGUCUGCUGUGCAAAAAGAUUUACUUCAAAAAACAAAACAAACAAAGAACAUGUAAAACUACAUAAAAACUCUAAAACUUCUCCUCUAAUGAAACUCACUACAAAACUGUUGAGCAGUGUUCACUGUCAGAGUGUUGGUUCUAGAUUACCAAUUGAUGAAAACACUACUCUUAUUUUCUUAUUGUAUAGUUUCCAGUGUCUGUCUCCUCACCACGGGUUCCAUCUCCUUCCACCUUUUUGAAUGACAUCAUCAGGAGGUAUAUCCAGGGUCUCCUUCCCUCCCAGUCUCUUGACCAGAAGUUCAUAAACCAUACUGUCUUCUUCACAAGUAAAAUUCAAAAAGCUUUGCUUUGUCUUCUUAGACAUACAUAUGCAUAUACAUUUUAGAUGUUCUUAUAAGAGAAAACAUGGUUUUUAAAUGUGCCAAGUUUGUGUGUGUGUGUGUGUGUGUGUGUGUGUGUGUGUGUGUGUGUGUACUGUGAGAUUGGUAAGCAAUACAUUAGUAAACACAUCCUCAUUACUCUUUUCUGAUGCUGGACCAAUGAUGUCCUAACUGUACAUUUCCUUCCCCUUAUGAUGACGACGCUCUGACUCAUUUAGGUAGAAACAUUCUUUCAUUCCAUUGAUUUUCUUUUUCUCCUUUCUGUGUUAUUCUUAAGGGAAAAAAAAGAGAGGAGGGGGAUGCCAUAAAUCCCCUUGAGCAGAGAAAAAGCAAAAUAUUUUAUUAAAGAAAUAAGAGAAAUUAAGAAAAUAGUUUGGAGUAUUUUCUUACUGUAGAGAAGCAUUGUACAUUACCACGAGACCUGGGUAUAAGAUACUCAUGUGUGGAGCUGGGGAUCGCAUGUCCAAGCCCAUCUGAGUGGUUUCUUUUGUUUCUCGUUGCAGGGAGCGGGUGGGAGGGAGGUAGGACUAAGGGCACUUUGAGGGUCUCCUUUUAGUCAAAAGCAAGAAAAUGACAAGAAAGAGCUUAAAUUCAUUGUUUUCCUUUAAUAGUGUUAAACACUAAAAUUUUAAAAAAGAAAAAACUUUGUAAAAUGUAAGAACAGAAGCAAAAGACACUACGCUGUCAUUUUAUCUUUCUUUUGUUGAAAGAUUAAAAACCGAAAUGUUUUUAGACAAUCAAAUGUUAGGUAAGUGCAAAAACUUGUUUUUCUUACUGGUGUAGAAAUUAAUGCCUUUUUUAUUUUUCAGUUAUUUUAUAAUAACAAAAUAAAAACAACCCCCCCCAGCUGCCAGGUGGGUUUGGUGUUUGAAAUGCGGGGCAAAGCACUACAUCACUGCAAAUAGAUACAGAGUUAGUCUGCAUGUCUGUAGGCUGUGUGAUUGCGGAAAAUAUAAAUGCUGCUAAUAUAUUUCCUUUUUACAGAAAAGCAUAUCUAAAUAGAUGAUUGUUUUGAUGUUAAUCUUUGUAAAUUAUGUAUUACCAAUUUUAACAUUGGAUGUAAUUGCAUAAAGGCUUGCAUCUCAAUCCUUGAAAGUCUAGCAUUAAAUGGAAACGACUUUUCCUAA
Phodopus roborovskii (desert hamster) is the source of this 11546-nucleotide messenger RNA. It is a transcript of the gene Ash1l, whose product is annotated as ASH1 like histone lysine methyltransferase. Gene Ontology annotation, cellular component: nucleus. Gene Ontology annotation, molecular function: chromatin binding; DNA binding; protein binding. Lineage: Eukaryota; Metazoa; Chordata; Mammalia; Rodentia; Cricetidae. The record is from RefSeq and is a predicted model, not a curated record. The transcript is spliced from 29 exons. Bases 250 to 9270 code for a protein of 3006 amino acids.